Hydractinia symbiolongicarpus is the source of this 1475-nucleotide messenger RNA. Its product is annotated as L-proline trans-4-hydroxylase-like. The transcript is spliced from 6 exons. The coding region runs from base 166 to 1089 and encodes 307 amino acids. The record is from RefSeq and is a predicted model, not a curated record. NCBI's taxonomy places the organism in Eukaryota, Metazoa, Cnidaria, Hydrozoa, Anthoathecata, Hydractiniidae.
ACGGCCCUUGACAAAGAAGAAAGACGAAAUGGUCCGUGUAUUAUUUCGCGGAAUUGCCUCGCUUACUGGUAAUCAAGCACAACUUACGGCGCGAAAUGUUUUGUAAACAACAACAUACCCCAAAAAAGGAUAAGGAACGAAACGAAAGGAAAUCAAGGUUUAAAAAUGGUCUUAAUAUCUGCUACUAAAUCUGAGCAAGAAGACAAAUCAUUCCCUUGGGAAAAAGUUACUUUUACGUUAAGCCCUUCUGGUGAUUUUUAUGUGGAUGAUGACAUGAGAAAAGCAUGGUUGGAUUAUGGUUUUAUUAUUGUUAAGCAAUUGUUUUCAUCAGAAACAGUAAAAUCUUUAGAGAAAUGCGCAAUGGACCCGAAUGUUCAUGAGCGCCUGCAACCACGCGUUGAUGAAGAAGGUUACAAAGUCAAUUUUGUACUUUGGAAUAACUGGGACAAUGGGCUGUUUGGUGCUUGUUCAAGAUGUGAGAAAGUAGUGAAUCCUAUGGAAGAAUUUUUAGGUGGGGAAGUGUAUCAUUAUCACACCAAACUUGUGUUAAAGCAGCCUUGUGGUGGAGGGGCAUUUAACUGGCAUCAAGAUUAUGGCUAUUGGUACAAAAAUGGCUGCUUAAGUCCGGAUUUAGCGACAUUAUGGUUGCCACUGGAUAAAGUUAAUUCAAAAAAUGGUUGCUUAAAGAUCAUUCCUGGGUCACACAAGCUUGGACGAAUUGACCACAUAAACAUAAACAAUCAAGUUACUGCAGACCCAGAACGAGUUUUCCAUAUCUUGAAUAAAUAUGGUUUUUUAUAUGUGGAAAUGGAGCCAGGAGAUGGAUUGUUUUUUCAUUCCAAUGUGCUACAUUCAAGCGAUCAAAAUUGGAGUGAAGACAGACGCUGGGCUGUAAUUUCAUCAUAUAACCUACGAGCAAACGACCCAGUGUAUAAGCACCACCAUCCAAACUAUUACUAUCUUCAGAAAAUUAAAAACUCUGAAAUUGCUUCGUUCCAUGGGAAGUUUGCCACUGAUUAUAAAUUUAUGGUGGAUAGUCAAGACAAGUCACUGCGAGAAGGUUAUGGCCAAGAAGAUCGUGUAAAAUAAAUAUAUGAGUUCAAAAGGUUUGAAAGACUGGAUCAUAUCUUUUUCGCCUUAAUAAAACAAUUUGAGGAGUGCAGAAUAUACUUUUUAAAUUUUAUAAGCAGUAGCUAAUAUUUCUAGAGAGUCUGUAAACACCAGUUCAAAAAUUAAUGUAAAUCAGUUUUAGCAACUUCCAUACUCUUCUAUUUAGGAGCUGUAGUUUUAUAUUUAGCCAAUUUUUUAUAGUUGUCUUUUGUUUUGUUGUUUAAUCUUUCUAAAUAUUGUUAAAAAAAUAUUAUUUUUUUAUAAUUUUUAACAUAAAAUUUUACUUAGAAAUAGAAACGUUAAAUUGAUGAAAUCUUUUUUUACGUAGGCAAUUUUUAAAAUGAUUUGUGUAUAUUUCUAUAUUU